CAGCCAUCUAAGUCUACAGCCUUGACGCCUAAGUUUUCUUGGGUUCUUUCCUGAUGAAGAAAUUGGUGGCCUUGUUAACCGACCCCCAUAUACCAUUCAUUAGGUGUCAAGGCCCCAAGUUUGAACAACUUUACCUCAAAAGCUCUUACCACAGAAAACUGUUAAGAAAGUAGGAGAAGUGGUUCACCAAAUCAAACUUCUUUCCUUUUGUCCAUUUCUUCCUUCCAUUCCCUACAAAAACAGAACAAUUCUGCUCUGAAACUUCACAAAUCAAACUUUCUACCUUCUGAGUUCUCAUCAAGUUGUUAACUGAAGCAAUUGUGUAAUAGUACUCCAUAGAAGAAUGGCACAGGGAAAGAUGGUGAUGACUCUGCUUGCUGUUAUCGUUGCCGUUCACUGGGCAGGAGCAGCGGCACAGUCGGACUGUACGAAUGUGCUGAUCAGCUUGUCACCGUGCCUGAAUUACAUUACAGGGAACUCUUCUACCCCAUCACAAGGAUGCUGCACACAGCUUGCAACCGUUGUCCGCUCACAACCACAGUGCUUGUGCCAGGUCCUGAAUGGUGGUGGUUCCUCGCUUGGGGUCAACAUCAACCAAACCCAGGCUCUGGCUCUGCCCCAGGCUUGCAAUGUUCAGACUCCUUCCAUCAGCAGCUGCAAUGUUGCUUCUCCCACCGGCUCUCCAGCAGGAUCACCGGAAUCUUCAAACAAUGUUCCUUCAGGAACUGGAUCUAAGACUGUUCCAUCACCAGACAACAACUCAUCAGACGGAAGCUCCAUCCAUUUGUCAAAACCUCUACUAUUCUCCAUCUUGUUGGCUUCUACAUAUGCUUCAGCUUUCAAGUUGUACUGAUCUUCUUAUCAGUUGCCUAUCUUUAAUAAGUAUAGUUCAUGGUUGGUCAUUUAUUGCGUUCAGAUUCUUUUGGAGUGUCCUCCCUUUGGUUGAAGGUGUUUUCUAUCUUUAUAUUCUCCUCAUGGCAUUUGUUUCCAAGAACUUUGUAUUACAUCAGAGAUUCUUUUGAAUAAAAUACAUGAUUCUGUGUUUGUGAGUUCUAAAA
Molecule: messenger RNA, 1058 nt
Organism: Cucurbita moschata (crookneck pumpkin)
Lineage: Eukaryota; Viridiplantae; Streptophyta; Magnoliopsida; Cucurbitales; Cucurbitaceae
Product: non-specific lipid-transfer protein-like protein At2g13820
Exons: 3
Coding region: 344-853 (169 amino acids)
Biological process (GO): lipid transport
Molecular function (GO): lipid binding
Source: RefSeq, a predicted model, not a curated record